CUGGUGUUAGCCAAUGUCCAUUGAGGCUGCCGAGGCGGCCGUUGCGUCGAGCGGGCAGCGCGUGCGCGAUCUCAAGGCGGAGGGUGCCGCCAAGGAGGCGGUCGAGGCGGCAGUUCUCGAGCUGCAGGCCGCCAAGGCCACGCUCACCGCCAGCGUCGAGGCUGCGCUGGCUUCGUGUGCCGAGGGCACGCCUGAGUACGACGUGCUCAAGGCCAAGCUGCCGCCGGCGGCUAAGCCCAAGGGCAAGGAGAAGAAGAAGGACGACGCGCCCCAGAACGACCGUGCGGCCGCCAAGGCGGCGCGCGCGGCGCAGCGCGGCGCCAAGGCGGAGGCCAAGGCGGCGACCAAGGACGAGGCGGUCCUCGGGCCAAACCUGUCGCAGGCGGAGAUGGACUCGGCGGAGUUUGGCAACCUCUUCAUCCAGUCGACCCACGCCGCGACCCGCGCCUGGACCGGCGUGAAGGAGCUCGUCCCGAGCCUCGCUGGCCAACAGGUGUGGGUGCGCGCUCGGGUGGCCACCUCGCGCAAGCAGGGCAAGGCGCUCUGCUUCCUGCAGCUGCGGCAGUCGAUGCACACCGCGCAGGCCGUCGUGUUUGCCAAGGAGGGCGAGCUGGUCGGCUUCGCGGCGACGCUGCCGCGCGAGUCGGUGGUCGACGUCUUCGGCGAGGUGACGCUGCCCGCGGAGGCGGUGGCGUCGUGCUCGCAGUCCGCCGUCGAGCUGCAGGUCCGCCGCCUCUACUGCGUCUCGCGCGCGAUGCCCGAGCUACCCCUCCAGCUCGAGGACGCUGCUCGCUCCGACGAGCAGCUCGCUGCAGACCCCUCUCUCACCCGCGUGAACCAAGACGUGCGGCUCAACCACCGCGUCAUCGACCUGCGCACCGCGGCCAACCAGGGCAUCUUCCGCCUCCAGUCGGCGGUCUGCGAGCACUUUCGCGGCUUCCUCCUCUCGCAGGGCUUCACCGAGAUCCACUCGCCCAAGAUGAUCGGCACUGCCUCCGAGGGCGGCGCCGACGUCUUCCGCGUCGAGUACUUUGGGCGCGACGCGUACCUCGCGCAGUCGCCGCAGCUGUACAAGCAGAUGGCGCUGAUGGCGGACCUCGACCGCGUCUUCGAGGUCGCGCCCGUCUUCCGCUCGGAGAACUCGCUCACGCACCGGCACGGGACCAUAUUCUUUCACCUGUGUGAAUGUUUCAGGCACAUGACCGAGUUCGUCGGCCUCGACAUGGAGAUGACCUUCUUCGAGCACUACCACGAGGUGCUCGACAUGCUCGACCGCACCUUCUGCGCAGUCUUCGACGGGCUGAACCAGAGCCACCAGGAAGAGCUCGCCGCCGCGCGCUUCACGAGGAGGUGUGAACAGCGUCUCUUCACACCCUCUGCUCUCGACAGCGAGACGGACGAGCGGGCGCGGGCGCGCAUCCGCGAGCGGCUUGACGCGCGCGGCCCGGAGUCGCUCGCCGAGCACGCCGACACCGAGGACAUGGGCACCGAGGACGAGAAGCUGCUCGGCGAGAUCGUCGCCGAGCUGCACGGGCAGGACUACUACAUCAUCGACAAGUUCCCGGCCGCGGUCCGCCCCUUCUACACGAUGCCAGACCCGACCGACCCGCGCUGGUGCGCGCCCCUCUCCCGGCCCCGGUCGCGCGCGCCUGGCCCCCGCCCCUCACCGCGCCGUGGACUCGCCGCCAGGUCAAACUCGUACGACAUCUUCAUCCGCGGCGAGGAGGUCACCUCGGGCGCGCAGCGGGUGCACGACCCCCAGAUGCUGCUCGACUGCGCCAAGGAGAAGGGCGUCGACCUCUCGCCCAUCUACUCGUACGUCGACUCGUUCAAGUACGGCGCGAUGCCGCACGCGGGCGGCGGGAUCGGCCUCGAGCGCGUCGUCAUGCUCUUCCUCGGCUUGCCAAACAUCCGAAAGUCGUCGAUGUUCCCGCGCGACCCGAAGCGGCUCAACCCGUGACGAGGCCCCGCGAGGAGCCAGGGCGGCGGGCCGCUUCCGCAUAGGCCUCGGCCAGGGGCCACGGCCCGAGCGCCGAAAGAUGAAACGGCCGCGUUGCCAUUGGGUGCGCGCUGCCGCGCCGGCCGAGCGCAGACUCACGCGUCUGGCUGGCCCGCCGUUGUAUGCAGCCCUGCCGGAGCAGCACCACACCCGGCGGGCCACCCCCAAACCCUAUGGCCUUAAACCACGGGCACCGCCUCGGUAUACAAA
Emiliania huxleyi CCMP1516 is the source of this 2209-nucleotide messenger RNA. RefSeq names its product aspartyl-tRNA synthetase. Gene Ontology annotation, cellular component: aminoacyl-tRNA synthetase multienzyme complex; cytoplasm; cytosol. Gene Ontology annotation, molecular function: aspartate-tRNA ligase activity; RNA binding; ATP binding. The transcript is spliced from 7 exons. Gene Ontology annotation, biological process: aspartyl-tRNA aminoacylation. The record is from RefSeq and is a predicted model, not a curated record. Lineage: Eukaryota; Haptophyta; Isochrysidales; Noelaerhabdaceae. The coding region runs from base 14 to 1960 and encodes 648 amino acids.